AUGCUUAGAUUUCAUGUGCAAUCAAGGAAGAAUGUGGGUGUUGUCUCAACUCUCUUUCAAGCUCCACAACUGGGAGCAUGCAACUAUUUUCCUGCACUUCACGCCCGCAAGCGAAACUUAGAGCCUGAGCCACUUCUCAAACCAACCAUUAUCAAAGAAGUUUCAGAGGACGAUGAAGACGACGACGACGUUAUCUUGGAUAACUUCGAAGAAGAUGAGGCAUCAAUGAAUGAUGAGGGUGAUGAUUACUACGAAGAAGAGCUGGAGAUGGAGGCGGAGGAGGUGGGGGGUAUGGUUGGAUACAAGGCAUUAGAAAUAGCUGAAGAAGUUAUUCUGUCCUUUGAUGGUGACCCGAAAAUAUAUGCGUUUAAAACGUUGCCAAUUUCACCAUCCAAGUGCGCAUUGAGAAGCUUUUGA
Prunus armeniaca (apricot) is the source of this 417-nucleotide messenger RNA. Lineage: Eukaryota; Viridiplantae; Streptophyta; Magnoliopsida; Rosales; Rosaceae. The record is from the annotation of a GenBank genome assembly.